AUGAAAUUAAUAAUAAUAAUAAUAAUUGAUGUUCGCCUUCUGAAUCCACAGUGGCCCAAAGGAAAGAAUAGAGAGAUCAACCCUGCACAUAUCGAAAAGCUCCGAAAUUCUUUGGCAUCAGGAGUGCGCCGUCUGGAUGCUGAGACCCGAAUGAAGGCCGACAUUACUCGCAAUGAUUUCAAACUAUUCCUUAAGCAUAUGGCUUCGCAAUAUUCAGCAAGUCCACCAGCAGCUGUUGUGCCCUUACAUAAAGGAAAGCCUGUUGUGCAGUGGACAACACAGGUCAUUGAGGAGAUUAUGCGAAAUACUGUCGGUCUGAAGGAUGCUCAACCAAAUGAUGUUAUUCUUUUUGAUUGGCCGAGCGACAUUCCAAACCUGACACUUGAUGCGGGUCAGCAUCGAAAGCUAGCCCUUGAGAGUCUAUUAGUGGAUCAGGCCGCUGCAGCAGUUAAUCCACCACCACCUCCUGAUGAUGGGACUUCCCCACCUCCUCCCGUAAAGGCGCCCACUGAUGAAGACUAUUUAUGGGCUGUUGACAUCUACGCAAGUGAUGACUUCAACAUGGAAAUGUGGAUGGCGUUACGGUCUAACCGCCGUGAGGUGCAAAAUCCAGAUGCGGAUGGUGUUUUUCUUAUUCGCAUACUUGAAGUCUUUGAGGCCAAGUCCCUGGCAGAACAGAAGAAGCUCCUUACAUCCAGUAAACUCAAAGAAUGGCUCUCUCAAAUGCUUGGCAUUGAUCUUACAUGGGUUCAUCGCAUUCUUUCAAUCCUGAAGCAUACAGGGUUCAAGAGGCUGUUUAAACAGUACUGCUCAACACCAUAUGGGGCUCUCCACUUCAACUUCACUACGGCUGACAAGAUGGUCAAGCUAGAUCAGAUUUGGUUUCGGCAUUUUGAAGAGUUCUUCACAUUUGAAAGAACUAUCUUUGGUGACCUGUCCUCAAAGGUCACUGGAGCAGACUGGUCAGAGUUGAUGACACUCCCUGUUCCCAGAGAACAUAGCAUUCUUCGACCCUUGUCCUUCCCCACAAAUGAUGAUUACAUGAAUGGGGCCCUCAACCAUAAUCUGCUGCGACUCCCCACUGCAUAUACUGAUGGCAACUUGACACUGCCACAGAUGAAACCAUUUACGAAGAGAGGAGCUACAUACCAGACCCGCCGCCCUGAUUUUUUCAGAACAUUGUCUGAUGACGAGUAUUGUCAUCUGUUUGAAAACCUCUGGAACCACCCGGACUUAAAGUGCCCCUCAUGGCAGACAUGGACAAUGAUAGCCAAGGAUGUGGCUGAGCCUACUGCGAAAGUGUUGAAGCAUAUGACAUACUGGUUUGAUCCAGAGUGGAAGUAUCCUGAAGCUGCGAAGAAGACAUUGCAAAGCUUUUCUUGGAGAAAUGAGGUCCAAACAGUUAUUCUGGAAGAUUCAACCCUUACUGCUGGUGGUGUGCGGGGCUAUGAGCCUAAUGCAGAUACAUCCCAGGUUGCUGAGCGCCUCAUUAAUGAAGUAUGGGAUGAAGUGGAGGAGGAACCACUCUGGCGAGAUGCUGAGCUCACCAAAGCUGUAAGUGAAAAAUCUAACUUAAAGCGAUUUAAAUACCGGCACUGGGCCAAAAUGGUUAAGAUCGCUCUUAGCUACGCGGGUCCAGCCCUUGCAGGCAAGAUGGUCGUGUACAACGACCUAUCAAAGCUGCAAGAAAAUCUUGUGAACUGGACGGCAUGGGGACACCUAUCAGCACAAGUAAACUGGGCACAGAACCCAAUGGUCCGAGGUGUACGGGUCCUUAAUACUGAUAGUAUGAAGAGGUCCUUUACCUCAGAAGCUAAUGUCUUAGGUGCUCUCUGGGGGUAUCGCACACUGAAGCAGAUUAUGUUGGAAACCUUAGAGAAAGGGUUCCCAUCACAAGUAACUCGUUCAAAAGCAUCUGUCAUCUCUGAUGAGGAAGAAUGGAAGACUGCCAUGGAUCACCUGCAUCAGUAUGCACUCAUCCUACAUACCAAUGGGUGGAACCCAGAGCUGGAUAACAUGAUUGAGGACCUAUCGCCUUACCACAUGAAUAUCAACAAUCAUCAGGAGAGGACUGCUGAGACCCGCCCUGGAUUUACUACCGCCAUCCCGAAGAGUGCCGACUUAAUUAAGGGAGACAAGGGUAGUCAGAUCCUCUUAAAGAAAGUCCAAGCUCAAUCGCUUGGCAUUCCUCAGUCAAGCUCUUCAACACCAUCCCAGUCUGGCCCUGCUCCAUCCCAGUCUGGCCCUCAGAACAAUGCUGUUAUCAAUAAUAAUGCACAGUCGGAGGAGAGUGAUGAUAAUGAUGUCAGUGAUGACAAUCAUGGAGCUGGUAAAGGAGGUCAGGGAGCUGGUAAAGCAGGUCGUGGGUCUGCUAAAGCAGGUCAAGGAGGUAGUAAUGCAGGUGGUGGAGAUGGGGGUGAAAAAAGCAAGAAAAGAGCAAGGAAGGAGACGAAGGGGGCAGCCAGUAAGAGGCGCAAAUCUAACUAG
Molecule: messenger RNA, 2487 nt
Organism: Aspergillus fischeri NRRL 181
Lineage: Eukaryota; Fungi; Ascomycota; Eurotiomycetes; Eurotiales; Aspergillaceae
Exons: 6
Coding region: 1-2487 (828 amino acids)
Source: RefSeq, a predicted model, not a curated record